CAGCAACCUGACUCCAACUGCCCAACCUUGCACUAAAACGGAAAGUGAAAAGAAGAUGAAAAAAAAUUAGCGUCUAUUCAUAAAAGAACGACCUCGUUGAACGACACGACAGAAUUUGAGAAAAGGAGAUACAUAUUCGAGACUUUGCAGAAAAUAUAAGUUUUCAGGUUUUAUUCACUUGAGCAGAAACAGAAGAUUCUUUCAAAAUAAUGACGACGAUAAUGAAUGUUUUAAAACUGGAAGAGGAAAUUUUUCCUAAUUCUUUACGAAUUUUUGAUCAAAAUGUUAAAAAACAUAUGUUAUUUUUAAUAACAAUUCCUAGUCAAAAUUUGACUUCUUCCAAGUUUUUUACAUUUACUGCCACUGCAAUAUUGCAGGAAAAUCCGAAGAUAACCUGUGAUAUCAAAUUUAAUAAAAUUGAUUCAUAUAGUGUGUUUGGAGAAUUAUGUUUUUCAGGGCAACCAUCGAAACAACAAUAUACAGUAACGAUUUACUAUAUGAAUUCUCAGUAUAAAGUUGAUUUGUCCGAAACAAUUGAAAUACCACCCACUUCUCAUAAAUGUCAGCACUUUCUUCAAAAAAAAAACAUCAAGUUCUUAAUACCUCGUCAUCACAGUAUAAUGGAAAUGGAUAUUCUGUUCUUCCAAACAAAUUAAUUAAUAAUAAUUUACACAUUUACUGCAAAAUAGAAAUUAAAAAUGCUUCAUCUGUUACACUUGAUGUUACAAAAUCAGAACCGCCAACAAAAAUCGUUUCCAUUUACAAAGAGAAAUUAUUCACGGAUUUCAAAAUUAUUUGUCAAGAUAAAGAGUAUUUGGUCCACAGAGCAGUUCUUGCACAUUCGUCACCUGUUUUUCAAAAAAUGUUCGAAACUCCAAUGAAGGAAUCACAAACAAAUCAAAUCGAGAUUAACAAUUUUCAAGCAGAUGUCGUCGAUCUAAUGAUAAACUACAUGUACUCCGAUAAUGAAAUCCAGGAAGAUGAAUUAUCUCAAGAAACUUUAAAAGAACUUUUUAAAGCAGCACACAUGUAUCAAUUAGAAGCUUAUGACGCAACGGACGGACAAUUCAACCUUGAGUCUGGAGCAUCCCAGGUGGGCAACAAUAUCGACAACAAUUCUACCAAACUUGGACAAAAUUCCGCAGAUUCUCCAGUCUACAAUGAAGGCAGUUCUGGAAAUUCAUCAGGAAUUAGUAAACUAAACGAAAAAGGAGAAGUAACUGCAACAGAAGAAAUGGGUCAAUAUCGACAAUCCAGGGGUAAUAUCGUAGCUGGUGGUGGAUAUUCAUCAGAUAUGCAACAGAUAGUAGCUCAAUUGUGCUACAACGCAACCAUAUCAUCUACGACUGAUCAACAAACAUACAUUCAAUUGAAUACAGCAUUAACAUAUUCAGAAUUAGAAAGCAAACUCGGAAUAUCUAUAAGUGCGAGUGGAAAAUACGCAAUGUUCUCAGCAGAAGCAAAAGCAAAUUACAUGAGAUCCAUUCAAGACAAAGAUUACUCAACAUCGCUCAACUAUUUCGAGUACAGUACGAAUAAUGUCGCAGUCCAACUCGCUGGUUACGGUACCAAUGCACUGACCGAAUCCGGUAAAGAUAUUUACAAAGACGGUAAAAAUAAAUUCUUUGGAUUAGUGUGCGGCGAUCAUUACAUCACUUCCUAUCAACAGGGUGCACUUCUAACAAUGGGACUAAACAUCAGAUUCACCAGUUCCAAUGCAAAGCAGAAAUUUGAAGCGAGAAUUAGUGCUAAAUUUGGAAACAUUGCAAGCGCGGCGGGAAGUAUAGAAGCCAUUGCCAGCAAGCAUAAAAUUACCGGUUCGGUUAUAAUCCAAGCAUUUCAAAUGGGCGGCGAACCUAGUCAACUUUCAAAGAUAUUAAACAAAGACAAUGAGGGUCAGUACUAUGCGUUAACAUGCAGUCUCUUGACAAUGACUAAUUGCAUAAGUGCAGCAAGCGGUUUGUUAGAUUACGCACGAGAUGAAUUCACGAAACAAUUUUCAUUUCAAACCAAUACUGGUUUGACACCUUUGGGCAUUGCUUUCACUCAGUACAAUCCAAUCGAGUACAUAGGUUUGUCUUCUGAUUCUCUAGUCACUCAAGAAGUGAUAAACAUUCGCAAUGAACUCUCUAGUAAAGUCAAGGAGAAUGAGUACUAUCAGGAAAAACUCCAUCCUUUCUUUAAUAAUGGUUAUUUUCAUAAUGAUGUUUUAGAAAAUGAUUUUCUCACUGCAGCUAAUUUAAUGUUAUCCAAAACUAAAAAUAAUCUUGCUGUUCUAAUGGAUCCACAUGGAGGUGCUGUUGAUUGUUUCAACUAUCCCAAUAAGUGUAGAAUCACAAAAAGUGACAUUGAUUCAAGACUAGAAACCAUAGAAUCUGGUGAUUUUAAAUUUUUAGAUAGGGUUAAAUAUAAAAUUACCAUUUUUGGUGGUGCGUUGUAUUUAAAAGGGGCUAUUAGUUCAAAUUUGUGGAUUAUUGUACCGAAUGAUAAGCUAGGAAAGAAUAGCGUUAUUGUAGUUAAGAGUUGCUUUAUUUCGGAUCAUUCCUUCGACUAUAAUACACUAAAUCCUAUACCAGCUGCUUCACUUUUCUAUGAGGUUAAAUAUUCUGGUAAUUUAACUUCAAAUGGUAGAGAAUUUAAAGGUAGUUGGUGCUAUCGAUGUCAUGGCUGUCAUACUUGGGCUACUUGCAUUGAUGAUUAUAUUGAAAGUAUACUAUUGUCCGAAUUUUUUUUCGAAUCUUACACUUCUGACAAAAAGACCGAAAUAGAAUAAAAGAAUUAAAAUUUUCCAUAUUUCCACUUUGAAAUUCUUUGGAAUUUUUCUAUUCUGUUUAAUCUCGAAAAUUUCUUCUUAUUUUCUAUACCCUCAAAAUUGGACUGCGCUCCAGCGCAUUAUCAAGGGAUUUUAAAUAUUUUCUUGUGUCCCUUGUGUUAUGUCAUCGUAACCAAUAAUAAUAUGUAGAAUAAUAAUAAUAUUAAUAAAUUUAGUAAUAAUUAUUAUUUUCACAUUAUUAACAAAUAAUAGAUUUGUAAUAACAAGUUAAUAAUAAAUUGUAACAACUAUAAAUAAUUAACAAAUAACAUAACAAAUUAUAGCAGGAACUGUCCCAUUGUAAGCACCAAUAAUAUCUAAGGAGAUAUUUACACAGAAGUAAUAAUUUUACACAAUUUUGACUAAACAUUGCAAGUAUCAAGUAAAUCUUUAAUAAAUUUUUAUGAAAAUUUCGAUGCUGUAAAGAAAGAGAGAAAGAAAUAAAUACGCAGUACGAAUGAUUGCGUGUAUCUCAUUUGCCACUAAUAAAAAAAGUAAAACAAAAAAUAAUAACUUUGAAAGCUAAUAAUUUGUUUUUAAGAUUAAAUUUGUGAUUAGCUUAUUAAACCCACCGGAAUUGAUGUUAAUGUUUAACGUGUACUGAGAGAGAACUGUUACAUUUGUACACGUGCAACAAAAGUGAAUAAAGUUCUAUAAAAUA
This is a messenger RNA of Leptopilina heterotoma, 3473 nucleotides long. RefSeq lists its product as uncharacterized. The transcript has 4 exons. Bases 560 to 2773 code for a protein of 737 amino acids. The record is from RefSeq and is a predicted model, not a curated record. Lineage: Eukaryota; Metazoa; Arthropoda; Insecta; Hymenoptera; Figitidae. Gene Ontology annotation, molecular function: protein binding.